Molecule: messenger RNA, 1222 nt
Organism: Solanum pennellii
Lineage: Eukaryota; Viridiplantae; Streptophyta; Magnoliopsida; Solanales; Solanaceae
Product: peroxidase 2-like
Exons: 3
Coding region: 70-1026 (318 amino acids)
Biological process (GO): response to oxidative stress; hydrogen peroxide catabolic process
Molecular function (GO): peroxidase activity; heme binding
Source: RefSeq, a predicted model, not a curated record
AAAUCAUAAACAUAACAAACAAGUGUAUAUACAACUUCAUAGAGUCUCUAUAUAGUAAUUAUACAAAAAAUGGCUUCAACUAGCUUCCUGCUUCUUCAUGUGUUAGUCAUGUUUUCGCUAGCAAAUAUAGUUUUUUCGGAUUUGUCAGAUGAUUUCUAUGAUGAUAUUUGUCCCCAAGCUUUACCAACCAUUAAACGGGUUGUUGAGGAUGCAAUCAGCCAAGAAAGGCGAAUGGGUGCCUCUUUGCUACGAUUACAUUUUCAUGAUUGUUUCGUUAACGGUUGUGACGCUUCAAUUCUUCUUGAUCAAACAUCUACUAUUGACAGUGAAAAGACCGCUCGUGCUAAUAACAAUUCUGCAAGAGGAUUUGAGGUGAUUGAUAGAAUUAAGUCAGAAGUUGAUAAAGUUUGUGGACGUCCAGUUAUAUCUUGUGCAGACAUCUUGGCUGUUGCAGCUCGUGACUCCGUUGUUGCUUUACAUGGACCAACAUGGGAAGUGGAACUAGGAAGAAGGGAUUCGACUACAGCAAGUAGAACUACUGCCAAUAAUGACAUUCCAACACCGUUGAUGGACUUACCUGCACUUAUUGACAAUUUUAAGAAGCAAGGUUUGGAUGAGGAAGACCUCGUGGCUCUCUCCGGUGGCCACACACUAGGGUUUGCUCAGUGUUUCACCUUCAGGAAUCGCAUCUAUAAUGAGACUAACAACAUCGACUCUACCUUUGCAAGUCAACGUCAAGCAAAUUGUCCGCGAAGUGGUGGUGAUUCCAAUCUUGCUUCCCUAGAUCCUACAUCUGCUCUUUUCGACUCAAAAUAUUUUAGUAACUUGGUGUCCAAGAAAGGGCUUUUGCAUUCUGAUCAAGCACUCUUUAGCGGAGGAGAGACUGAUGAGCUUGUUAAAACCUAUAGUACGAACUUAAGAACUUUUUCAAAAGAUUUUGCUAAGUCUAUGAUUAAAAUGGGUAAUAUCAAGCCGCUGACCGGAAAUGAAGGCCAAAUUCGUAUCGAUUGCAGGAGGGUGAACUAAUGUUGCUAAUGAAAUCAAGCUGUGUGUUUCAAUAAUUUGAUUAUUUUCAAUUUUAAUUGUGAUUUUUAUUCAUUUUGUAACCGUUGUUGUUUUUUUUACCUACAAAAAUAAGUUUAUUGUGAACAGAGAGUUGUAUGGUGAUUUGUUUUUUUCGAAGAAAUUGGAUUAUGCAGUUCUAAGCUGUCCAGAAAUUAAA